Molecule: messenger RNA, 216 nt
Organism: Protopolystoma xenopodis
Lineage: Eukaryota; Metazoa; Platyhelminthes; Monogenea; Polystomatidea; Polystomatidae
Source: the annotation of a GenBank genome assembly
CUUCGGACAGGUUGGUGUAAAACUUCCCUAAGACAUGCGUCCUGGGUCGCGGAAGCCUACAGGACGACGGAACAGUCGGUGAAAACAGAUACGAGACAAGCGAGCUUGGAGGAGGGCGGAGGCCGCGAGGUUGUUGCACACAACUUGGAUGGCGUUGAUGCAGAUGAUCAACGUAGACGGACAGAGUUUAUCAGCAAGGCAGGGAGUCCUUGUUGA